Symbiodinium sp. CCMP2592 is the source of this 1545-nucleotide messenger RNA. NCBI's taxonomy places the organism in Eukaryota, Dinophyceae, Suessiales, Symbiodiniaceae. The record is from the annotation of a GenBank genome assembly.
AUGGCGGCGCGCGCAACGCCCAUCAGGGCAUCGGAACUUUCAAGCACCUACGACUACAACGUGGCCUUGGGAACAUGCCGAAAAGCAGCAGCUUGGGAGACGGCGCUCCAGCUGACCGAGACUCUCCAGACCCAGAAGGUCGAAGCGGACGUGGUCACGGCGAACAGCUGCCUCGGUACUCAGGCGCAAGGAGCGAAGUGGCAGAGAGCGGGAGCACUGCUGCAGAAGGUCUUCGAGAGUCGGCUGAAGGCGGAUGUCAUCACUUUCAGCAGCGCCAUCAGCGCCUGCGAGAAGGGUGGGAGCUGGGACACUGCCGUGCAGCUUCUGGCGGAGAUGGGCCAAACGCAGGUUCUGCCAAACGUUGUCACCUACAACAGCACAGUCACUGCGCUCGCCCGGGGUGGGUGGUGGCGGCUGGCUCUGCAGGUCGUGGGCGACCUGCGGAAGCAACGAGUGGAGCCCGAUGUCAUCACUGUCAGUGCCGGGGCAGCGGCGACUGAGCUGGUCGGCGAGUGGUGCGCGGGCGCCGAGCUUCUCAGGUGCAUGAUUGGGGACACCAUCCAGCUGAACAGCUUCGCCCGGAACAGCAUCAUCAGCGCUGCCGCCAGCGCAGUUUGUUGGGAGGCGGCCGUUGCAACGCUUCAGGGGUGCCGGCCUGCUGCUGAUGCUUUUAGUUACAGCGGAGCAAUUACUGCCUGUGCCAGAGGCAGAGCUUGGCAAGCGGCUUUCCGGCUGCAGCGGCAGCUGCUCGGCUCCGGAGUGGUGGCAAACGAGGUCACCUGGAAUUCAGUCAUCGGCGCCUGCGAGACAUCGGGGCUCUGGCAGUCUGCCCUGGAGCUCUUGGGGAUCAUGCGGGACAACGAGGUCCAGCGCACGGUCGUGAGCUUCGGCUCCGCCAUCGGGUCUUGCGAGCAUGCGGGGCAAUGGCGCAUGGCCCUGCAGCUGCUUCUGGACAUGCUUUCAGUCAAGAUCCGGGGCAGCGCCAUCAGCUUCAACAGUGCGAUCAGCGCUUGCAGCAGAGGCGGCCAGUGGCGCAAAGCCAUAGCUGUGUUGCAGUUCAUGACCGAGGUGCCCGUGCAUCCGGAUCGAGUGAGCUACAACGCGGCCAUCUCCGCUGCGGCUGUGAAGGGCAAAGUUAAGGUCGCCCUGAGGCUGCUCGCCUCCCUCCGCCAAGCGGGCCUUCCGGUCAGCGCUUCGGCCCUGAGCGCGGCGGCCGCCGCUUGCGAUGCGGCGGGGAGGCAUGGCUCAGAGUGGUCUCUCGCCCUCCACCUCUUCGGAGAGUUUGGCCGACGCCGUCUGCAGCGAAGCAUCACAUUACAGCAGACUGCCGCAAGCGCCUGCCAGAAGGCUUUGCAGUGGCAGCGAACACUCACGGCCUGCAGUGCCUAUAAGCAAGUGCAAGGGCAGGCCGACUUGCCCUUGCACAACCUUGAAGUCGUGGCGUGUGAAGCUGGGGGGAAGUGGCAGCAGCUCCGACGAGUGCUGCCCGUACUGGACGAUCGGGCGUUUCACUUGGUUUCAAGCCUUGCGACCCGGUGUGCGUAA